UGUCAACCAUACGAGUACCUUUUGCUUCUCUCUUCGACAUGCCCUCUCGUGCCCACAACCAUCCCCCUCUCAAGCCGAUAGAACUGGACGAACCGUCUCAGCUCGAUGAAGUCUCCCUCUUCCAAGGACUUCCCAUGGUACGAGUGCCACAUGAUAGUGCUGGCCCUCCCCCCGAACUUCUUGAGACAGCGUUCCUGGGAUUUGGAGGCAAAGAGCACGACACAGACUGGGACACGUUGUGCAUUACGGCGUUGAAGAACCGGUUGCCCCUGCGAGAACACCCCAUGUUCGAGAGCAGUAUGGGUCCUCUUCGUCGCUAUGCCGGUCGUGUUUUUGUGAAGGUGGUGGAUAUUCCGGGUAAGGGUCGUGGGCUGGUCGCAGCGGUUGACAUUCUGGAAACCGGACGGCUUUUUGCACUUGAACGUCCGCUCCUCAUUUGCAGGGGGUCCCUGAGCAGUCAUCUCAUCGCGAAUUUCACCAAAUUACUCGACCAAGGCCUAACCGACCAGCACAAAAAAGAAUAUUACCAGUUGCAUAACUGCAAAUCUAAAGAACCUGGGAUGAUCGAGGCUAUCAGUAUCAUGCGUACUAAUGGGUUUGGAAUCGACUACCCAUUUGACACCGAAUCCCAACGAGCUGUUUUCGAUGUUAUAUCACGUGCCAACCAUAGCUGCGUUCCGAAUGCUUAUUUCGAGUGGGACUUCAAAGUUUUCAGCGGUCUAUUGAGGCCGCUCGUUCCAAUUGAGAAAGGAGAAGAAAUCACAAUUUCUUACACCUCACUUCUCGUGCCUGCUUCGGAACGUAAAGCCGACCUUUUGCGAAAGUAUGGGUUCGAAUGCACUUGUCCUGCCUGCUCUCUUCCUCCUCGUCUUCAGAAGGAAUCCGAUCAACGACGUGUCGCUCUCAUAGAUAGAAUCAACCGAGGUCGCGCCCUGCGAGCCGAUACUGCGGUCAUUCAUGCUGGGUUUGACGAUUCGCACAUCAUGGAAUCGCUCAACAUGUGCGAGACAGAAGGCCUGGUGUAUACGCGAGCGGAAAUGAUGUACUGGUAUGCAGUUUGGGAGAUCAAGCUACGAGCCAUACGCACCGGUGACUGGUCGCGAGCAGAAGCGCUUGCUCACCGUGCAAUCGAAGAAACACAGAAGAUUGGGGCUAUAGAAUUCGUGGUCGGCCUACAGAGCUUGCUCCUAGCAAAACCCGGAACGAGACUGAAUUCGCAAAAUAUUGCCGACAUAGUCAACGCAAUCAAAUCGAUGGCCCUAACUGAGCCCAAGCCCGAUCACGCAUCUUCCUCCAGUCGCCCUUCUAACUCCGCAGUCAAGGACCCCGAAUGGUCUAAUCUUGUAAUACCAGUCGAGUACAUAGCACGUCACUGAGUCGAGAGCACUAGCCCAGUUACUUGCUUUCGGAUAUAAACUUCGCACUUCAGAUACAGAAUUU
Molecule: messenger RNA, 1440 nt
Organism: Dacryopinax primogenitus
Lineage: Eukaryota; Fungi; Basidiomycota; Dacrymycetes; Dacrymycetales; Dacrymycetaceae
Product: SET domain-containing protein
Exons: 3
Coding region: 39-1376 (445 amino acids)
Molecular function (GO): protein binding
Source: RefSeq, a predicted model, not a curated record